GCCCCGCCCACUGCAGGCGAAGGCACGAAGUCACGCUCUGAACUGACCAGCUGAAGCUCCACCCAGUUCAUGACGCACAGAACAUUACCCCGCCCACUACCCGGGCAAAGUCCCGCUGGGCCUGUUUCCGCUGUCUCCAGCAGAAUUCCGACAGAUGCGCUGAAAAUGAGUGUGCACGGUCUUGGCCCUUGGUAUGUGCUGGGCGUGGACAUUGGGACCACUUCCGUGAAGGUGGUGCUGUUGGAAGCUGAGAGCCACGCUGUAGUUGACAGUCAGACUCAGGAAACCAGAGCAGCGCUCAGCAGCCCUGAGGGGCAGCAGGCUCGGGAGCAGGAUGUCGGUAAGAUCGUGUCUGCCCUUCACUGCUGUGUCAUGGCACUGCCCAGAGAACGUCUCGGCAGAGUGGCAAGGAUCGGAGUCUCCGGACAGAUGCACGGAGUUGUGCUGUGGAACGAAGAAGGAUGCAAGUGGCAGGAGGUUGAAGCCGGCUUCACCUUCCAGCCUGGGGAGACGAGUCACCUGGUCACAUGGCAAGAUGGUCGGUGUCACAACGAUUUUCUCGCCUCACUCCCGCAGCCCGACUCCCACCUCACCCUCGCCUCUGGCUUCGGCUGUGCCACCCUUUUCUGGUACACGAGAAACAGACACCAGUUUCUGCAGAACUUUACUGCAGCAGGGACCAUCCAAGACUACGUUGUUGCUGCCCUGUGUGGGCUCAGGAAACCUCUGAUGUCUGCCCAGAAUGCUGCCAGCUGGGGGUAUUUUAAUACCAGAUGUGGCACUUGGAAUCUGCAAAUAUUGACAGAGUCAGGAUUCCCCACACGUUUGCUACCGGACAUCAUGGAAUCGGGUUCAGUGGCUGGAAAGACCAUUUGUGAAUGGUGCUGUGUGCCGGAGGGAACGGACGUUGGUGUGGCCCUGGGCGAUUUACAAUGCUCCGUAUACUGCUGCAUGGCCAACAAGACUGAUGCUGUUUUGAACAUCAGCACAUCUGCCCAGCUGUGCUUUGCCCUGCCACCCAACUUCCAGCCACCAGACUGUCCCAACACCACCAGCAGUGUCGCGUAUUUCCCAUACCUGGACGGGAUGUACCUGGCUGUAGCAGCAGCGCUCAACGGUGGGAAUGUCCUGUCCUCUUUUGUCAGCAUGUUGAAACAGUGGAUGCAGGAAUUUGGUCUGGAUGUCCCUGAUCCCACCAUCUACUCCCAGGCAAUAAACUCAGCGUUAAGCGUCGCCCACACUGACCUCGUGGUGGAGGCCACCGUGUUUGGAGAGAGGCACUUGCCGGGCCGGCUGGGCUGCGUCACCAACAUCUCCCCUUGCAACCUCUCGCUGGGCCACGUGAUCAGAGCGCUGUGCCGCGGCGUGGUGAACAACCUGCACUCCAUGCUGCCCGUCCAGUGGCUGGCUGAGUCUGGUGUGCGCAGGAUCGUGGGCAGUGGCAGUGCGCUGGCCAGGAAUCCGGUCCUGAAGCAGGAGCUGGAGAAGAUCUUCACGCUGCCCAUUGUGUACAGGGAGAUGGCCGACUCUGCGGUCGGCGUUGCCAUGGUGAUGCUUGACCGGGUGUAGUUGGUUCCUUGUUCAGUGGGAACGUGCUUCUGAACCUGCUGAUGGAGGAGAGGUUUCACAGGGGUUAUGUCCAAACAUCAAACUCAGCUGCCAUCACCCACCUUGCACAUCUGGGUAUAAAUGGCCACCAAGAGUUACCAGAUAUCAGGUACCAACCCAGACCCUCUUUCCUGGGUCCUUCAUGUGGUUUAAGACUAUGAGACAUCAAGUUUACUUCCACCUUUCCAUCAUGGCUGAUUUAUUAUCCCUCUCAGCCCUAUUCUCCUGCCUUCCCUUGUAACCUUUGAUACCCCGAUUAAUCAAGAAUCUAUCAACCUCUGCUUUAAAUACACCCAAUGACUUGGCUGCCACGGCUGUCUUUGGCAAUGAAUUCCAUAGAUUCACUACCCUCUAGCUAAAGAAAUUCCUCCUCAUCUCUGUUAAUCCCCAUAUUUCUACUUUGAGCCAUAAACAGGGACCACAGAAACAAUCUACAAGAUAUUCUUCGUUAUUUAAUUGUCCGUGUAAGGAAAAACAUUAUUUGCUACUUAACAAAUAAAAAAGUGCCGGAGA
Hypanus sabinus (Atlantic stingray) is the source of this 2121-nucleotide messenger RNA. It is a transcript of the gene shpk, whose product is annotated as sedoheptulokinase. Gene Ontology annotation, molecular function: sedoheptulokinase activity. Gene Ontology annotation, cellular component: cytosol. Gene Ontology annotation, biological process: carbohydrate metabolic process; cellular response to lipopolysaccharide. Lineage: Eukaryota; Metazoa; Chordata; Chondrichthyes; Myliobatiformes; Dasyatidae. The transcript is spliced from 8 exons. The record is from RefSeq and is a predicted model, not a curated record. Bases 70 to 1569 code for a protein of 499 amino acids.